AUAAUUUCGGUGUUACCAAUAUAAAAAGCGACGCACAUUUUCAAUUCCAAAUCAUUCGUUUCAACAUUUCUUCGGAAAUCAAAUACAUUUUCCUUUCAAGGCACUCAUCAUCAUUGUCGUCGUGGUUUUUUCUGCUCAGCAAAAUACUGAAUCUUAGCCAACUACAAUUCAUCAUCAUCGAAUCUUGUCCUUAGAAAAACAUCGCUCUUAUGAAGAACGGAGAUUGAUAUAAAUAUUUUUCAUUUUUUCAAAAAGCUUAAAAAUUUUCACAAUUCCGUCGUUAAAUUUACUUUCGAAAAUUUUCGGGUGGGCAGCUACUCUUCAGGGGCUUUAUCACAUUAGUCCCGAAGUUUUGGUGAACUGUUACGUGUUCGAAGCAAAAAAUUGCGAAGGAGACCCACCUUGGAAAAUUUGAUAAUAGUGGUAUAACCAUUAUUGUGACUUGUUAUUUUUGGAUUUUUCUUUUUGGAAUCGGAAUUAGAAUCAAUCGGAUCUAUUUAUUUGGACAUUUAUCUAACUGAUCGUUCUAUCUCUCACAUUGAAAAAAACUAAAAAAAUGAAGAUUACAGUUUUGGAAAAACUUUUCGAUCAAAAUCCUUCAGUCGAUGAUAUUAUCGGCGAAACGAUUAUGAAACGUAAAAAUGAAGAUGCAUUCUAUGUUUGUGAUGUUAAUGAUAUACUACGUAAACAUAAAAAUUGGCUGAUGAAAUUACCAAGAGUACGGCCAUUCUAUGCUGUCAAAUGUAAUGCCGCACCUAUUGUUCUCGAAGUAUUGUCUUCGGUUGGUGCCGGAUUCGAUUGCGCAUCAAAGAAUGAAAUCGAUACAAUUUUGGAUCUUGGUGUUCACCCGGAUGACAUUAUCUAUGCUAAUCCAUGCAAAACAAAAUCAUUCAUUAGUCAUGCAUCAUCAAUGGGUGUGGAUUUGAUGACAUUUGAUAAUGAACAUGAAUUGUACAAAGUACGACAACUUCAUCCAAAUGCUAAAAUGGUCAUCCGAAUCAAAGUCGAUGAUAGUCAUUCGGUUUGUCGUUUUAGUGCAAAAUUUGGUGCCGAUUUAGAUCAGGUGCCAAAGCUUUUACAAUUGGCAAAAAAAUUGUCAAUUGAUAUUGUUGGCUGUAGUUUUCAUGUUGGUAGUGGUUGUGAAGAUGCCGGAUCAUAUCAACAAGCUAUUUCGAAUGCGAAAUAUGUUUUUGAUUUGGGUGAAAAAUUGGGAUUCUCGAUGACAUUAUUGGAUAUCGGUGGUGGAUUUCCUGGCACAUCGAAUGCCCCAAUUGCAUUCGAUGAUUAUGUGAAAGUUAUCAAUGAAUCAUUGGAUAUUUAUUUUCCAGAAUUCGAUAGCCAAGGAAUGAAAUCCAAGGUGAAAAUCAUUGCCGAACCUGGAAGAUAUUAUGUUGCAUCAGCUUUUACACUUGUAACAAAUAUUAUUGCAAAACGUUCGGUUCGAGAUGAUGAAGGAAAUGCGAACAAUAUGUACUACAUCAAUGAUGGUGUAUAUGGAUCAUUUAAUUGCAUCAUUUUUGAUCAUGUUCAAGUUUAUCCCAAUCCAUUUCCAACCAAAAAUGAAACAAUUGAAGGACGUGAAUAUAGUCUGUCAACAAUUUGGGGUCCAACAUGUGACAGUAUGGAUUGUAUUAAUCGUGAUAUAAUUUUUCCCCAAAUGGAAGUUGGUGAAUGGCUUGUUUGGCGUGAAAUGGGUGCCUAUACAUUGGCUGCUGGUACAAAUUUUAAUGGCUUUAAAAUGCCGUCAUUGAAAUAUUAUGUGACUGGCUAUACAUUAGGAAUGUUGAAAACAUUACGAAAUUGGUCGAAAAUUUAUCGUAUCAUUGAAGAAUCGGACGAAUUUAUCGAAGAAGAUGAUUCAUUAUUUGAAACAUUCUAUUUCGAUGAAAAAAAUCAAUCAGAUAAUUUGAUUAAAGUUCAUUGAUUAGCAAUAAUGGCUGAUAAUGAUGACGGAUAUUUUUUUAAACGACAACCAAUGGUCCACC
Dermatophagoides pteronyssinus (European house dust mite) is the source of this 1985-nucleotide messenger RNA. Its product is annotated as antizyme inhibitor 2-like. Lineage: Eukaryota; Metazoa; Arthropoda; Arachnida; Sarcoptiformes; Pyroglyphidae. Gene Ontology annotation, cellular component: cytoplasm. Gene Ontology annotation, molecular function: ornithine decarboxylase activity. The record is from RefSeq and is a predicted model, not a curated record.